AUGGGUAUAACGAAUGCGUCGAGUGCCGUCAAGGGCAUCUUCUCCCUCCAUGUCAUCACAGCUUGCGUUUCCUUUCUACUCUUCCUCGCUGGUCUCGCACUCUUCGCUAAGCAGAUGACCCGUGGACGGGGCCAACCACGGACGAUGAAAGUAUGGCAGUCCACCGGCAAGAGACACAGUGCCACCAGCACCCACCUCUUCGUCCUAACCGGCCUCUUCUGUCUCAGCCUCGCCUACGCCGCACAAUCCGCAACCGUAGCCCUUCAAUCCCGCCCCUCCACCUCCCCCUCCUACAUCACCUCCGCCUACGCCUACCCGCACUACCCAGGCACCCCAACCACCGUGCCAGACACGCGCUACACGCGCGCCAUCUCCAUCCUUUCCUUCCUCUACCAACUCGCCACCAUCCUCCUCAACGCCAGCAUCAUCGGCGCAAUCUGGAUCUACGCCAACCACGUCCACAGCAACGCCUCGCAGCUGCGCGAACCAGGCUUCGCGAGCAUGCUGCUGAAUGGCUUUUGGCUGCUGGCGAUUUUGGCAUUGGGGCUCGCGAGUUGGUCGUUGGGGUUGUGGCGGAGGGGCAGUGGGAAGGCUGCGUUGCCGUAUCCUACGCUCAUCGGGGCCGAUUAUGUGGUUCGCACGUUGUAUGUUACGUACGUGUCUGUUGUCAUUGCUGCGUCGACGAGUGUGACGCUUGAGGCGAUUUUGUGCUGGGUGGGGAUUAGGAAGCAUGGGGUUCCUGGUAAUAAGUUUCAAUCACCACUUACGCGGGUUGUGAUGCUUGUUACGCCGUUGGUUUGGUUCCGCAAUGCUUUUUCUAUUGCUCAACUUAUUAUUCUCUAUCGCGACUCGCGGAGAUGGUCGCGUCGCACUAUGGAGGCGCUGGCUUUCCUCUUUAUUAUCUUCGGUCAGCUCUGCGAUCUCGCUAUCCUUGCCCUACUCCUACUCGGUGCAAAGAGCUUUGGACGCAAAGAUGAGGUGCAGUAUGUGGGUAAGGAGGUGAGGUACAGUGAGAGUGUUGCGGGAAAUAGGGAUAGUGUCAUGGCGGAUAGACAUUACAUUUCUAACAAUGUAAACGGAACUCCGACUGGUGAGGGUAGGUCGACGUUUGUGGAUUCCAACGGGGUUGAGAGGAGGGAGCCGGCGUAUGUGCCGCAUGUUAGUGUUUAA
Messenger RNA from Bipolaris victoriae FI3, 1170 nucleotides. RefSeq lists its product as hypothetical. The coding region runs from base 1 to 1170 and encodes 389 amino acids. The transcript has 3 exons. Lineage: Eukaryota; Fungi; Ascomycota; Dothideomycetes; Pleosporales; Pleosporaceae. The record is from RefSeq and is a predicted model, not a curated record.